Molecule: messenger RNA, 1182 nt
Organism: Colletotrichum acutatum
Lineage: Eukaryota; Fungi; Ascomycota; Sordariomycetes; Glomerellales; Glomerellaceae
Exons: 2
Coding region: 164-1099 (311 amino acids)
Biological process (GO): RNA splicing
Cellular component (GO): precatalytic spliceosome
Source: RefSeq, a predicted model, not a curated record
UCAGGUGCCUGCCGAACAUCAACUCCGUCCGAAGAUUGCCAUCCCCCAAAAUUUCCACAGCCUCACAGUGACGUUAUUUCUCAGGCCUGAAACGGAAUUCCACACCACCAAGUAUCUUUUUCUACACAUCCCGUAGCUCGAAUUUUGAACGCACACACAUAGAAUGGGACGCGGACGCGAUAGCAGACAGACCUGGGACGAGCCGGACCGACGCAGUCGCCAUGGCGGCGGCGGCGGAGGAGGAGGCGGCACUCGAGACCGAGACCGCGAAAGCUACAGAGACCGCGACGGCGGCGGCAGACGAGACGACCGCGAUAGGAGAGACGAUGGCGCCAGGCGAUAUCGCUCCCGAUCCCGCGACCGCCGCGACAGAGACCACCGUCCCAGAUCCAGAGACCGCGAGAGCGGCGGCCACCGCCCUGGACGCGGCGACGAUCGCGAUGGAGGCGCGAGGCCGCCGCGCAGAGACCGCGGUGGUUGGCAAGGGCGAGAUGAUAGGGACAGCACUAGGCGGCGCAGGGACGAUGAUGAACCGGCGAUGGACGAGCGGCCUCCGAGGCGGCAGUUUGGAGACGAUGAUGAGGGACGCAGCACACCGCGCGACAAUAGAGACCGCAGAAGAUCCGCCUCCCCACGCCGAAGUGGCAGCCCGCCGCAGCCUGGUGCCUCCCGCCGCGAGCACGGCGGCGGCGGCGGGUACACAGAGUCCCUACCCACUCGCACGGUUCAGAGAGGGAAGAAGGAGCAGCAGCAUACCAUGUCCUUCAAGGUCGGACGGCACGACUCGCCGCACAUUGACAGCGGGAGGGACAGUGAGCGCGGUGGAGAUACACCGAUGAGUGGUGGUGGUGGUGGUGGUGGCGGUGGUCGCCGCCGGGACGAUCGAAGCGAGGACGAUGACGAACCUGAGCCCGAGGUGGAGGAUGACGAUAUGGCGGCCAUGCAGGCGAUGCUCGGCUUUGGCGGGUUCGGGUCGACAAAGGGCCAGAAGAUUGCCGGAAAUAAUGUCGGGACUGUGAGGAAGGAGAAGAAGACGGAGUACCGCCAGUACAUGAAUCGGCAGGGUGGAUUCAACCGGCCUCUCAGUCCUGGGAGAUGAUCAACUCCCCGAGAGCGUAUUAGAAAUUGGUUAUUGGGGUUAGUGGUCAUUUGGAGUGGAUGGAUCGGCUCGAUGGAACAGCA